UUUCCGCCCGCAGUAGCGCCCGCUCCCUCCGCCCGGCUUGAUACCUGACGCGGGAGACCGUCGCGCCUGCGGAAGAUGAACGCGAUGCUGGCGCCCUUGGGUCUCUCGCUCCUGCUGGCGGUUCUGUGUGCCGCAAAGAAUUACGAUGCCUUGGUGACCCAGGGUGAACAAUACUGCCAGAAGAUCGUUGACCCCGAAACGCAAUCGAACUGCUUGACCUGUUUCCAAGAGGCCGGAAGUGGCAACAGAAACGAGAUAAACUCUUGUAUGAAGCAAUGGCUGCCCAAGAGCAUGGCCAGGUGUGCGAAUAAGCAGAGCGACGCAGCACUUGAAGCGUGUAUGGACAUCGCGGGAAAACUGGAUAAGGCGAAAGAGAAGAGAACCAAAAUCCUGGUGAACGUGGGACAACCGCAGCUGAACAAAGUGAUGGACUCGAAGCUCGUGAAGGACGCCGGGUCGGCCGUCUUCUCGAUCAUCAGCCAGGAGCUCUUCAUUACGGAUGAAACUCUGAGGAACCUCGUCGACGACCUGGCCGCCGAGUGCUUCGAAAGGUUCGCGCUCGAGGACAAGGACGAGAACUGGCACCUGCACCACACCGACAAAUCGAAGCAGGGGCGCCGGGCCGCGAGGCCGAAUGGCGAGGGCAUAGAAGAGAGGCACCUGACUUACUCCUACGGGGAAAUGGGAGUCGACAUGCCCUUCCACGGCGUCGGCCCCUUGGCGGUGGACGUUCUCAAGGGCAAAUGCAUCAUGGAGAAGCUGGCAGAUGCAGGCAAACUUGAUCUUCUCUGUAGAAACUGCACUCAACUCCCCAACCCUGUGCCCAGUUGGUUCUUCCAAGAUAUACUGGAGCAUAUUACCUCGAUCACCCUCCCGCACUGAGCACAACGAGGACCUUCUUUCUCACUGGAGAAAAUAAACCUAUACAUUGGGAUUCACUCUUUGGCAUUGCUGACACAUAUUAUUGAAAUUUGUUUUACACUGCAAUAAACAUAGAGCUGGUCAAAUACUGCAUAUUGUAUAGGGUAAUACUGUGCUUCUACAUCAUUAUGAAACACAAAAAUAUGCAUUUGAUUGGAAAACAAAUAAAAAUCUAAACACA
Molecule: messenger RNA, 1102 nt
Organism: Penaeus vannamei (Pacific white shrimp)
Lineage: Eukaryota; Metazoa; Arthropoda; Malacostraca; Decapoda; Penaeidae
Source: RefSeq, a predicted model, not a curated record